Necator americanus (New World hookworm) is the source of this 711-nucleotide messenger RNA. RefSeq lists its product as uncharacterized. NCBI's taxonomy places the organism in Eukaryota, Metazoa, Nematoda, Chromadorea, Rhabditida, Ancylostomatidae. The transcript has a single exon. Bases 1 to 711 code for a protein of 236 amino acids. The record is from RefSeq and is a predicted model, not a curated record.
AUGGGACUCGGAAGGAAAGCAAUACAAACUUCGCGUAUACACUCACGACAACCUUACGAAGGGCUUCCCUCAAGGAAAGUUAGGGAAAGAAGACGUACAAUUCAUUCAUCAACAACAAAUAAAACUCAGCAGUCCUUGCGAGACGUUAAACCUUCAGAAAUACUAAUUGGCUGCGACCAACUCUGGAACUUUAUCAACUUUCAAGCAGCACAUUUCACUCUGCCGUCUGGGCUCAUCCUCGUACCUAAACGUCUAGGAUAUAUGAUUUCUGGACAACAUAUGAGUGAUAAAAUGCAGCAUGGAGAUGAACUUCACUCCACAGUACAUUACAUGGAAUCUCACGACCAUCCAUGGGAGCGUCACUGGAACAUUCAAUCUCAUGAUGUAGAAAAGGAGUUCUGCGGUCCUGAGAAGGAAGAAAAAGCUAACAUAAAUGCACAAUUGCUCGAAAACUUCAACAACACUAUAGCCAGGCGGAAUGCUGGUUAUGUUGUUCGACGUCCUUUUAAGGAAGAUCAUGAAUAUCUUCCAGACAACAAAGUAUUAGCGCUCCAGCGACUGCGAAGCGUGCUUCGCAAAUAUCAACAAGAGCCACAUAUUCUUCAGCAAUAUCACAGUAUCUUUCAAGAUCAAAUUGCUGAAAAGAUCCUCGAAGAAGUGAAAGAGAACAAGGAUACCAUUUGGAAAAUGAAGCACUAUCUUCCACAUUGA